UUUCCCUGUGGGCAUCGGUUUCCCGCUGGGGUGGCCACAGCCUGCGUGGGGGCGGCUGUGAGAAGAGUGAGUCUGUCCAGGACCCAGCCUGAGUCCCUGUUUCCCCAGCAGAACCUCCCCGAUGAAGCCUCACCGGCAGAUCUGCGUCUCCGCCCUUCCCUUGUCUCCUAAACCCCGUCAGCCAGGUGAGGCCCAGCAGCCGGGGCCCUGGAACUGGCAGUCGGAGCCUGAGCAGUGGGCAAGGUCUGUCCGCCAGCAUUUGAACGCCCAGCUCCUGGUGGUCUCGGAUAUGCGGGUAGACUCGUCUCCCGAAGAGGCAUCAGCUGCUGCCCUUGAGCCUCGGCACUGCCAGAGGAGACAGGAGCAGUUCCUGAAGGCAGUGACUCAGUCGCUCCCGGGGCUGGAGCUCCUGGUAGCUGAGCUCCGAACUCUGUUCUCAGCUGUGCUGCAGGAUGGCAGCCCCCAAGCCUGGCACUACCUGUAUGCAGUGCUGCGUCUGCUGCCUCCAUAUCGUGCUCUGCUGGCCGGCCACCUUGAUUUGCUGCCCUUCCUGGAGCAGCUGUACCGCUGGGCACCCUGGGUCCAAUCCCAGCUCCAGCUGGACCUGCUAGAUGCCAUAGACCAGGCCUUUCCCCCAGACUCGUCUUUGUUAGAGAGCGCCUCCCAUGUGGACUGCUGUCUUCAGAAGCAGAGGUUCUGUCCAGGCCCCCCACUCCCGGCAUGCCCUUUUGUUCGGGCCAGGAGGGAUGGGCAGCAAGGAGAAGCGGAGUUAGCCACGUGGCUACGACCACUGACUCUGCCUGAGCUACAGCACAGCCUGGGAAUUGUUGGUGCCAAGAUGGCUCUGAAAGAGGCACAGUGGCAAGAUGGCCUUAGCCUUCUGCCCUUGGCACUGGGGACAGACAUCCCUGUACAGUAUGAGAGCAGUGGCACUGGCGACACAGAGCAGGAGCCUGUUGGAAGAAGAAAGACUAAGUCUCAGCUUGACUCUGAAGUUUCCAGAAAGAGGACCUUCCGAAAAAGCAGCACUGAUCUCUUGCCACCGAUUUCCCUCCUGGGUAGCCAGGCAAUGACCAUUUUAAAGACAGAGAGGCAACUGAAGAAGAUCCACUUCCUCUAUCUCAACGUGGCUCCUGGCCGGUACUUUAGGCCUUACAGCCUGGUGGUGGUGCCCCCAAACAAGGUGAAUCCUGAGCACUACAUCUUCUCUCCCUUUGGGGUCCUGCAUGUACAUCCCGAGGAGGACACUGAGGCCAUGACGCUGGGUACCUGGCACCGCCACUCUGUCCUCUGGCAGCAGCUCCAGUUCAUCCCAUUCUUCAAGAAUUGCCUCUUACGCAAGGCCUGGGCCUGCUGGAAGAAGACUGUGACGUUUCAAGGCCUGCACCGGUGCCGGGCGUUCCUGGGGAAGCACCUGCUCUUGGCCGUGCCCCACUUUGGAGCAGCGCUGCUCCACAUCAGCAGGCUUCUGCAGGAGCUGCACUCUGUGUCCUGGCUCCCCCAGGAGCUAGAUGAGUGCUACGAGCUGCUGGACCUGAAGCAGGCGCUGGCCAAGGAGAACCACAAGGCCCUGCAGCUGCUUUCUCGCUGCCUGCGCCUCUGCACGUCCAUCCUUCACAUGGUUCAUGAGGAUACAUAUCAAAUGCAACAGGGCCUACAGGAGCGAGUGAAGAACUGCGAGAGGAUCAGAACAGGCCAAGGCUCCAUAUACCUUCAGAAGAUGCAGCGCCAGCAUCUGGAGCGGAAGCUGAAGCGGGCAGAGACCUGGCUGCUGCAGCUGGGACAGCUGGCCCGCCUGGUGAACUUCAUGAUUUGCCAGAGCCUCGUGUCUAUCAUAGAGGAGAAGAUAACCUCUUUUGUGGCCAACAUCCUGCAAGCCCCAAGGGAGAAUCCCUUUCUCUCAGCACAGCUGAUCUUUGACAGUGGUGGCCAGCUGUCUCAGGAACCCUGUAUUGAAAGCAUGAUUGAGAUUCUAACUGGGCACCUACAGUUUAUCAAGGCCUCUGCUCUGAAGGUAAUGCAGUCUACAGACCUGAAGACUCCCCCGGAUUCCCUGUAUCCUGAAGGAGAAGAUGAAGAGGAGGACUCGAGCAUGGAAUCCCUGAUGCCCAAGUCCCAGGGCCAGCCCAGCGAUGCUGUGCAUAUCUUCUGUGGCCCGAAUGUAGGAUUGGUGUGGCCCUGGAAGUCUCACACAAUCACUGAAGCCCUGGAGGUCCGUGGAUACCGGCUGCGGGGCCAGUACUUACCCCCCAGUUACAAACAGCUGCAAGAGGACCUGGAUAACAGCCCUAGAAUCCAGCAGGCACUGACUAUACAACAGGCCCUGCUGAAGGACAUGCUGUGGGAGGUGCAGGAAUUCUGCAGGGAGCAUCACUGGAUGACAGGCAUUCAUGAGUUCCUGCAAUCCUGGGGGCCUCAGAAGCUGGAGUCUAUGAGAGGCUGUCCUAUCAAGAACUACGUGAUGCUGGUGAGCCACCUGAACAUUUGGCAGAACCGCAUCUCUAAUAUACCUGUCAAGUUGAUCACAAAAGGCAAGUUGCUGCUGCUGAGCUGCCACGAUGUGCAGGCCGACGUGGACACCAAACUGAAGAACAUCAGGAAGGAAAUUCUCGCCCACGUACAGAGUGAGUGCUGGAGCCGCAGCCAGCACCUGAUGAAAGAGCUCAGAGAUUUCGUCGAGAUCUUCCAAACCAUCAGCUCAGACAUUCGUACCAUUGCCAGCUGCUCCCAGAAGUUGAACGAGGCCCAUGAUCAGUACGGCAAGCUGGAGGAGCGAAUGGAAUACAUCCGGUCACUCCACGAACUCAUCCGCAACCACUUCAGCCUCUUCAGUGCCGAGACCGAGGCUCUGGACAUCUUGGUAAGAAGGGAGUUCAGGAAGUCACCCAUCCCUCCCUGUCCCCCACCCCCACAACCACAUCCACUUGACGGCCCUGUGCUGGCCCCACAGCUCCUGGAUCUGUGGGAGGCAUUUCAGUUUGAGAGGAGCCAGGCCUCGGAGUUCCUGCUCAGCAAGCAGCAUUCCCUCGUGCCCAAGCUGCAGCAGCUGAUGGGGGCAGCCUUGGCGGAGCUGGAAGGUCUGAUCCAGAAGGCCCUGUCCAGCCCCUUCAUGGACCCUGCACAAGAGCAGAAGAGCAUGGAGAGCCAGCUCAUCUCCCUGGAGCAUCAGUUCCAGGACACCGUCAGCCGCCUUAAUGAACUGCGCCAUGCCUACUCCACCUUCACUGGGGAUGAAAGUCCUGUGUCCUUGCCAAUCUGUGGGAUCCAUCCUAUCAAGCAGCAGCAGAGCAUCUGGCGCCUAUAUCGAGUCAUCUCUGAAAACAUUAGUGAAUGGAAGUGCAUGGCUUUUGCCAAGUUCAACCUGCCUAUGGCCCAGGAGAAGAUAGAGGGCUGGCUCACAGAGGCGACCCAGAUGAAUGCCACCCUAGGGCUGCACAGCCCGGUUCUGCAGUGCACCAUACGCCUUCUGGAGGAGUUUCGCAGCUACCUGCCCUUGCUUACCAAGCUGAGCAGCUUCCAGCUGCAUAGCCUCAGCUUACAAGCCCUCCUCCGAGCCCUAGGGCUGGGCAGUCUCAAUGUAGAACUCCUAACACUGGGCCAGCUGCUCACUUGUCCACUGCUGGAGUUUGCAGAUCAAAUCAAUCAGAUCUGGCGGAAUGAAAAUGAACACAUUCAUGCCCAAGAGACCCUGCAGCAGCUGCAGCAGGCCUGGGAAGGCCGCAAGCUGCGCCUGCUCAACUUCAUCCUGCACGUGCCCUACGAGCCCCAGACCUUGCAGCGCUCCAAGAGGCAUAUGCACCGCACUCACAGGGACAUAGUGGCCAAGGAUAGUGGCACCUUCAUCCUUUCAGAUUACAGCAGCCUGCAGGAUUCCAUCCAGAAAAGUCUUCAGGUGUUGUUCAAGAUCCUGGUCACCCAAAAGUUGGGAGACUUACACAAAAUAGCUUUGGAGUGGGUGACCAUCCUGCGUGACCUGAGUCACAUACUGCAGGUGUGGGUCACUUUCCAGCAGAAGUGGAUGUUUCUGAAUAAAGUUCUGCAUGAGAUGAUGAUCCAGUUUCCCAGUUCUGAUCUGAACUCCCGUUUCAAGGCCAUGGAUGAUCAGUACCGGACCCUGAUGCAGACCUCUGUAGCUGACCCCCUGGUCCUGUCACUUGUAGUGCCCAGUGCCAAGCGGAACCCUUACUACCAAGGCCAACAGCUGCAACAGCUGCUUCAAGCAGGCUCAGUGGAGCUGGAGGGCAUCAUUAUGGCUCUGCAGAGCGUGCUCUAUGGGUUCUGUGUUCACUUUCCCCGCCUUUUCUUCCUCAGUGACAUUGAGCUGGUGAGCCUACUCGUUGCCAGAAUGGAGCCAUGCGAGGCCCAGAUAUGGGUAAGGCGCUGCUUUCCUCAUGUGCUCGCUGUGAGCUUCAAGUCCAGUUCUACUGAUGAACACAUGGAUGCCCCAGAAUCAAGGCAAGACGUGCAGCCUCAGGUGGAGUGCCUCGCAGUGCUAGGGGCAGGUGGGGAGGAAGUGGAGCUGCAGCAGCCCCUUCCUCUGCAUCCAGAUCUCCCCAAGUGGCUGGCCUCUCUGGAGAAGGGUCUGCGUUUGGCACUGGUGCACAUGCUGCAGGGCUGUGUGGCUGCCCGUCUGCGAGGCGGUGUGGUUCUGGCCCCAUUCCUAGACAAGGCCUUCAAGGAGCUGCCCCAGAAAGGCCAGGUGCCCCUGCAACUGAAUGUCCACCACUGGCUGGAUUUAGUCGAGGCCUUCCCCUGGCAGUGUGUGCUGGUGGCAGAGGAGGUGGUAUGGUGGGCCGAGAUGGAGGAGGCUCUGCUGGAGGAGAGGACCCUGGCCAUGGUCCGCACACAUGUGUGCAAGCUGGAGGUACUGGUGCGUUUUGUACGGACCCAGAGGGCCUCCCAGGGUGGGCAGUCCCUGCCCUCUGUCCGCCAGGCCAGCCUGCUCAGUGCCCUACUGGCCAUGGCGGUGACCCACCGGGAUAUAGUACAGCUGCUGAGGGAGCACCAGGUCAGUGAUCUGACAGACUUCCACUGGGCCCGCCAACUCAAGUACCACCUGGGCUCACCUCACAUCAUCCCCCGAAGUCCCCUGCAGAGUCUCAAGACCACUGCAUCUAUGGACACUUCUCUAUCACCAGCUGGGUGCUGGAUAGAGGUGCUGGGCCGGUCCUUCCUGUACAAUUAUGAGUACUUGGGUCCCAGACUGGGGUCUCUGCCCAGCUUGCUGCCUGAGCGGCCAGCCCUGGUGCUGCUAUUGGCUCUGGAGGAAGUGGCCUGUGGGACCCUACUGGGCCCUGAUGGCAUAGGCAAGGCAGCCAUGGUGAAGAGCCUGGCACAGGCCCUGGGACGCCAACUGGUGAUAAUACCCUGCUUGCCUCAGACAACGGCCCAAAGUCUGAGCAACUACCUGAAUGGUGCCCUGCAGGGCGGAGCCUGGCUGCUGCUGGAGGCAGCUCAGCACCUGCCCCUUGGCUUGCUCUCUGCCCUGGGCCAACGCCUGGCUGAACUGCACAACCUCUAUGCCCCACUGUACCAGCAGGCUUCCCGAAGCACCAGUACCAUCGACCCAACCCACCCCCACCUCCUUGGCAGUGGUUUCUUUGAGAAACAUCAUGUGGACAUGCGCCUUGGCUAUGGCUGUUUCCUGACGUUACGUGCCCUGAGCCCUGCCGUGCCUGCCAACCUGCGCCUGCUGCUGCGGCCUGUGGCACUGACACUGCCAAACCUACAGCAAGUGGCAGAGCUCACUCUGCUGGGUGCAGGGAUGCGGGAUCCCUCCCGCAUGGCUACCCACCUAUCCAAAUUCUUCUUCCUGGAGCACGAGCUGGUGCCUGGGCCCCUGCCCUACCACUUGCCGCUGCUCAAGCAGGUCCUCACAGCCAUGAUACAGGCUCUAAAUGUGACCAAGGAGGAACCUAGCACCCAGCCACCCCACAGCCUUGCGGCCAUUGAGGAGAUGGCCCUACUGCGUGCCCUGAUACGCUCACCACUGUUCAGCAUCCUCGAUGGGGUCCGCCUUCACAACCUCCAAGAGCUGCUCUGUGGAAUCUUCCCCAGUGCCAGACAAGUGCUGGCAGAGCCUGUGACCCACAAGCUGAGGAAGCCACUGCUGGUGGAGGAAUUGCAGCAGGCAGGUCUGCAUCCCACCCCCAAUAUUUUGGGUUCCCUGGAGCAGCUGAGCCAGGCCCUGGACCGGGCCUCUGGCAUUUUGCUCCUGGGCCCUGCAGGCAGUGGCAAGACCACUUGCUGGCACAGCUUGUUUACAAUCCAGAAUCAGCUGGCGGGCAUAGAGGGCACCUCAACAUGGGGCUGUCCACUUGUGGAGAUUACGCACCUGUAUCCCAGUGUCUUCAGCACCCAGGAGUUACUGGGGUGGCAAGAGGGCCCCUGCUGGCACCAAGGCAUCCUCCCCAGGCUGCUUCAUUCAUCCAGUCAGUGUAAGACUGUGGACCCAAAGAGCAAGGCACAGGAAUCGGUGAGGAUCCAGCACUGGAUAAUAUGUGAUGGGGCCCCCAGUGCUGCUUGGCUGGACGCUGUCACUUGCCUCCUGGGUAACCCCCCCCAGCUUAUCCUCCCUAGUGGUGAGCAGAUAGAACGAUCCCCAGAUACUUUUUUCUUGAUGGAGGUGGGAGAUGCAACAGGGAUGUCCCCCAAAGUGGUGGGCCAUUGUGCCCUCGUCUGGUGCGGUGGGGAGCAGACUUGGCAGGGGAUGCUUAGCGUCCUGAUGGCAGCCCUGCCCCGUGAGUACUGCCUGCAGCCCCAGACGGUCACCGAGCUCAACCGCCUGGCCAAGGUGCUGGUGCCUGCAACGCUCCGAUUCCUCACCCGCGAGGGUGCCUGCUCCCUGCUGCAGGCACACGGGCAGGUGGCUGUUUGCCCAGGUGUGGCCGAAAUCACCAGCCUGGCUCGCCUCUUGCAUUGCCUGCUUGACCUCCACCUACGCAUAGAUGAGGAGACACAUAUGCCAGGUGAAGAAGACCUCAGCCAUAGUGAUCCUGUAGCCUCAAGCUUCAAGUCCUCGAAAACCAGCUCUCUGACCGGGUCCCUGGUUGACAGCAAUGAUCUGCCUAAUAAGCACAGGGAGCACUUGCUGGUUGUGAGCAGCUUUCUUUUUGCCUUGAUCUGGGGCUUUGGAGCCCACCUUCCCUCCAGGCUCUGGCCCCUCUUUGAUACCUUCCUGAGGCAUUCUAUUAGUUGCCUCUCCAACUAUCCUGAGCCACCAGUCUCAGCCUCGGUGUUUGAUCUACAUGUAUGCCCUGAAGAUGGGACACUGGUCCCCUUCACUGGCCAAUACAUGGGCGGCCGCAUCAAGGGAUCUCUGGGCACCUUCAGCCCUUCUCCCCAGGCUGAACGGCUCCUGUAUGUGGUGGACCUGCUUCUGUCAGCAGGACACCCAGUGCUGCUGGCUGGAGAGGCAGCAACAGGGAAGUCAGCCUUUGUGGCGGUGCUGGUGGAACCACAUCACCCUUACGUGUACACCCCCAUCCACCCUGCCUUCAGUACCACCCAUUUUCGCCUUCUGCUGAGCCGAGGGGUCCAGGGCCAAGCGCGAGCCAACCCGUGGCCUGGGCAGGCCCUGAGUUCUAAAGGCUCCCUCCUCUUCCUGCUGGAGGACCUGCACCUGGCGGCCUCCGACCCAGAGAAGAGCUGUCAGCCAGUGUUGGAGACUCUGCGCCAGGCCAUGAGUGGUGCUAUGUUUGCCCAUAGCACCUUGGAACUGCAGAAACUUCAGCCUAUAGUCAACUUCCUUGCCACAGCCACAGUGCCAGGCUUCUGUGAGCGUCCACUGGACCCACGCCUCUUUCGACUCUUUACAGUGCUGGCCCUGGCCGACAUGACCCAGGCCAUGCUGCUCAGCAGGCACACGCCUAUCAUCCAGGCCUGGCUUGAGCGCUUCCACUCUGUGGAGCGGGAAGGUCUUCUAGCAAGAGCCCUGGUCUGCGCCUCCGUGGAGGCCUGGGAGGCUGUGGGCAGCUGUUUUAUGCCUUCACCCCUCCACCCACACUACCGCUUCUCCUUGCACUCUGUGAGCCAACUACUGGGCAGCCUGCAGCUGCUGCCAACUAGAACGGGCUCCCGAGGUUUCCUGGACUAUCCCAACCACCAGGAGCACUUACGCCGGGUGUCAGGCUUGCGUGGCACCCGCCUGACAACUAUGAUGGCCAUGCGCAACAUGGUGCGUCUUUGGCUGCAUGAGGCACAGAGAACCUUUUGUGACAGGCUAGACAGCCCUAGGGAACGCACCUACUGUGCCAAGCUGCUCCUAGAAGUAGCUCAGAGUACCUUCUGCUGUGGGCCGGUGCCCCAAAACCUGGGCAAGGGCUAUGAGGAGGAGGAGGAGGAGGAGGAGAGGGUGCCCGAAGUGGAGUCUGAAGGGGAGUUGGCCAAAUGGGAGGGCUUAAGCAACAGCAGCAGUGAGACAGAGGGGGAGGAGGACCCUCCUGGCUUUUGGGUCACUACAGGUUCACCCUCCAGUGAUUCAGGUCUUGCAUCAGCCAUAGCCCCAGUAAAGAGGGAGGAAAUAAGUCAAAAGAUAAACCAGGAGGAAGGCACAACAGCCCCCAGCUAUAAAGCUCAGCUAAAGAGAUCUAAGAAUUGGUGGCAGAAGGCAUCCCAGAUGGACUCGGUCACACCCCUGUUGUUACCAGUGCUACUACUCUGUCCCCAGGAAAAGCCCUCAGACCUGGUCUUCAGUCGGGAGCUGAUAGUAGGUUCCAACUCUGAUAGCCCCAACUUGUACCUGGAACGGCAGUGGGAGAGCCUGGGGGAGCAGCUGGCUAUGUCAGCCGCUCAGCUAAAGCUGAGUCCACACCUUGCCAGGUGCCGCUCGAUGGCCCAGCACGUGGCCCGCCUGGUCCGGGUCUUGGCCAGGCCCCGGCAGCACGGGCUGCUGCUCUCAGGGGCCCUGGGCACUGGGCGCUGUACUGCCAUCACUUUGGCGGCUAGCAUUUGUCAGGCUCACCUCUUCCAUCUGCCAUGUGGGUCAGAGGAGGCCAUUCUCCAGUGUCUAUGGGAUGCCAGCUGGCAUGCUGGCAUGUUAGGCCAGCCAGUGGCCUUGCUGGUACCCACGGGUGUGGAUCUUACCACCCUUCAUCGUCUGCUGGCCUUGGCCAGCUCAGGCAGUUUCCCUGACCAGUACACACAGGCACAUCUGGACAACAUUGAAGAACAUCUCCUCAGGGAGAACCUUAGUGUCAAGCAGACCAUCAGGAAGGAAAUGCUGUUGCAGAGGUUCUACCAGCAAGUGUGCAGCCACCUGCACAUGUUCAUCCUGAUCGGAGAUGACCAGGCCCACAAACAACUGCCCUCCACCCUUUUCCUGAGACUCCUCCAACUGGGCAUCGCCAGCAUUGACCGCUAUGAACCCUGGGACCAAGAUUCCCUGGUCUCUGUGGCCCAGCACCACCUGGAGGGUGUUCAAAAUCUACCCCUUGGUGACGAAAUCUUGAAGUACCCAGACCUCCAGGCCUCAGUUUCCAGUGUGGCCAAAGCCAUGGCUCUCAUCCACCUUUCGGCUGCCAGCUACCAUGGGCACCUGUGCCCUGAAUUGCCACUCGUCACCCCCAAGACCUUCCUAGACUUCCUGGACACCUUCGUGCUGCUGCAGCAACAGAUGAUCCUGAAGAUGCAGAGCAAGGCCCAGCGGGUCCACGACGCCCUGGGGAAUCUGACAGCACUACUUGAGCAUCACAACAGCCAAACCAACCAGCUCUCCAUCUUGGAACAGGAGCUGAAAGACUCCCUCAUGAACCUCAGCACAUUGAAUCAGCAGCUAGAGCAAGGCAAGCUCCUGUACAAGCGGCAACUGGCAGAGUGUCGACAUCAGGAGAACCUCAUUAAGAACCUGACCAAGCAGUGUGACGCCCUGCGGGCUCAGCAUGAGGCUUUCCUGGAGCAGAUGGGCAAGGCAUUUCUUGGGCCCCUGAGCCAGCUGAAGGUGACUGACUUUGAGGAGAUACGGAGCUAUCGAGCACCACCAGAAUCUGUGAUCCAGGUGACCGACACACUGUGUGACCUGUUCCACCGUGAAAGAGGCUGGGCCAGUGCCAAGCAGCUGUUAUGCACUGAGGAUUUUUAUCAGGAGCUGGUGUUCUUCCCCAAGGAGAAGAUGACGGACUCGGAGGUAAUAAAGUUAAGCCUAGCUCUGAACGCUCCAGGUAUGAGAGAUGCAGCCUUGCGGGCAGUAAGCACACCUGCAGCAAGCCUGGCAGCCUGGCUCUGGGCCGUUCUGCACUACAGGCUGGCACAGCACCGAGUACUGCCCACCGGCCUGCUGCUGCGGCAGGUCGAGGCAACACUGGCUCGGGAGCAGGCCCACCUGGCCCACUACCAGUUCCAGGCGCAGAGGCUCCUAGAGCACAGUUUGGCCCUGACUGAGAAGCUGGAAGAUGCCCAGGCUUCCCACAGCCAAGUGGUAGAGAAUUUCAGCUGGGCUCAGAGUAGCCAGUAUCACAAGUGGCCCAUAAAGUCUGCGUUGCUCAUGCCCAAGCAUUCCUGGACUACAGAGCUCCAGAAACUGAAGAGGCAGUGCAUGACUGUGUUUGGAGAUGCCCUCCUGUGUUCAGCUGCCAUCACUUACCUGGGUCCCUUCCCACCCCUGCGGCGCCAGGAGCUACUGGCCAAGUGGCUGGCUCUGUGUAGAGGCUUUCAGGAGACCCUGGGCCCAGACGAUGUGGCACAGGCCCUGAAGAAGAAUCAGAAAUCUGUCAUCACACCACCAAAAAGGCCCCUGCUCUCCACACGCACUCCCUUUAGCCUUCUGGCCUUACUGAGCUCCGAAUCCGAACAGUUCCAGUGGGACACAGACCUGAAGCCCCAGGCAAAGUCAGCUCGCCUGGCAGGCCUGCUUCUGCGAAGUCACACCCACUACUACAGUUGCCGUUGGCCUCUGGUGCUUGACCCGAGCAAGCAGGCCCUCAUCUGGCUGAACCCGCUGCCUCUGGAACAUACUAGAUGUUUGUCCCCAGCUCCCACCAAGGGCAGAGGUAAAGCCAGGGGUAAUAAUCACAAUGCUUCUCGGGUGUCUGAACUAAACCAAGAAAAAGAGUAUGGAGAGGAGGGCACGGAAGAGGAAGACAAGAGAAAAGAGCAGAAGGCAGAGGAAAGUGGAAAGGAGGAGGCGGGCACGGGGGAGAAGCAAGCGCCGGAGAGCCCGGAGGACGGGCCCGAGGGGCGGGGGGCACGGCCAGCCUCCGAGGACCGGCCUCCGCCCGCUCCCUGCCUCCGCGUGCUCUCGGGCUCUGACCCAGACCUGGGCCCUCAGCUCCUGGAGGCGGCUGCCUGUGGCCUGCCCGUGCUGCUGACCCACAUGGAGCUGGGCCUAGGGUGCCAAGAACUGCAGUGGCUGCUGCAGCGGGGGCAGCUGAGCCCAGCCCAGGUGCAGCCUGGCUUCUGUCUCUAUCUGAGCACUACCCUCCCCCUCCGUGCCUUGGAAAAAGCGCUAGGUUGUGAACUGCUGAAGGGGCUGAAUGUGCUGGAUCUGGGCCUGAACAUGGACAUCCUAGAAGAACAGAUGCUGCAUGAAAUCUUGUGCGUGGAGCGUCCCGAGCUGAAGAACCGCUGGCAGGACCUCAAGAUGGGAGCCCUGGAUACCUUCAAAGCUGUGGAAGCUGCUGAGGAGCGGCUCUUGCUGAUGCUGCUGUUCCAGAACACGAACAGUAAGGAUCUAGUCAAGUUUCUGCGGGACAUGGUAAGGACCCAAGCAGAGCUAUGUCAGCUGCAUGUCUACUACGAGGAGCUAGAAGACCUGAGGCUGCAGGAGGUGGAAAUGUGGGUACCCUAUCGGCGUGUGGUCCAGCAUGCAAUCACCAUUAUCAAGGCCCUUAUCCCACUGCACGACCUGCUCCCACCUUUCCGUAUGAGCCCAGAGAACUGUCUGGCAGCCACCAAGAGGGCUCUGAGCAGCAUGAAGCAGUGUGAGGGCCAUCGGGGACAGGACUUGCCCAGCCACCUGCUACAGCUGAGAACACAGCUAACCCGCCAGCUGCUUGGCAACACCGUGGCUGAGCUGGGCCUGACCCAUAUGCCCUUGGUAGGUGCCUUGGGUGCUUUGGCUCUGCUGCAAGUGGCAAGGAAGGCAUCACAUCUGGAGGGGCUGGCGCUUUGGCCUGGACUGGCAGCCUCUCCCAACAUAGGCUAUAGCAAGCCAGUCCCAGAUGUGGUUCGACCAGCCUGGCUAGGGCUGAGAGCCUGGCAAGAAUGUGGAAUGUUAGAGCUGCUGCCCCCAUUUGCGGGGCUGCGUUUAUCCCUGGAAGGUCACUCCAGUGUUUGGCAGGCUUACCUGUCAUUGUCAUCCACAGUGCUGGGGCCUGCACCUGGACCUGGGCCUGAUCCACUCAGCCUCCUCCAGAAGCUGAUCCUGUGGCGUGUGCUGAGACCUGAGUGUCUUGCAGGUGCCCUGGCAGAUCUCACCACCAGCCUCCUGGGCCGGCCCCUGGAUGAAAACCUGAGUGCUUCCACUAUACCCUUUGAACACAGUGAGGCUACUCAGCCCCUGCUGAUCUUGUUGCCACCACCCGGUCACCCCACAGCCAUCUUGCAUCCCCUGACUGCCAUCCAGAAACUGGCUGCCCAGCACGAGCAGGGGCAGAAGCAUCUGGAGGUGAUAGCCCUGGGCUCUGAGGCCUGGGACCCAGUCUCCGUUGUGGUCAGUACUCUCCGUCAGGCUAUGCACAAAGGGCACUGGCUGGUGCUGGAGAACUGUCACCUGAUGCCUCACUGGCCAAAAGAGCUGCUACAGCCCUUGCUGGGACUGCUGGAUGGAGCCAAGGUGGUCUCGGACCUCGAGUUAGAACUGCUUUUAGCCCAACCUGCAAGCAGGAAUGUGGUCCACAGAGACUUCCGCCUUUGGCUUCUUGUGUCUGCAGAGGCUAUUUCUUCCUUACCAGCUGUGCUGACUCAGCACUGCAUGCCUGUGUUCUGGGAGCAGUCCCUGGAGCUGGGCCACAUCUUGAUCAACAAUGUGGAGUUAGCCCAGCAAGGACUUUCUGGGCAGCCCCUUACCAGGACGCUCCCUCUGCUCUUCCUACAUGGCCUCCUGCUACACCGGCAGCUCUAUGGAAUGAAGCUGCAGGCACACAGGGGACACUGGAAUCAAGUGACUCUGACCCAGGUCCUUCAGAUGCAAGACCAACUGUGGGCCAGCCUUAGCAAUCCCCAUGCUGCUGUGCAGGAACUGGCCGCUUCAGUUUUCUAUGGGGGUCCUCUGGGAGACAGCAAGGACAGGGAGGCCCUGAUUAGCCUCAUACAUACCUGCUUGAGCCCCAGCAGGGGGAGUUGCGACCACCCCCACACGCCCCAGGAUCUGCUGGCCAUGCUGAUGCCCAGCCCAGAGCUGGGCGAACUGGAUGCUGCGGCAGAAUGCAAGACCCAGAUGCACCUGCUGCCCGCACCGCCUGAACCCGGGACCUGUGGACUGGCUGCUGGCCCCCAAGCCUGGCUGUUGCGACGCCAGAGCCGCGCUCUCCUGAGCGCCCUGCGACGGAGUUCACCCGCUUGGGUGCCUGCGCCGCCGGAUGGCUCCCGGCGCACGGAGAGGCGGCUGCGGCAGCGCCUGGGGCUAGCCACGCGGAGGCUGGAGUCCUUGCAGGCCCUGUUGGCUGAGACCACGCGCCAAGGCGGGUCUGGCGCCGGGGGGACGGUGAAGGGGCGAAAGGACCAGCGGACCGUGGAGGGCUUCCUGCAGAUGGAGGUGCUGGAGCUGAGCCAGCUGGUGAGCGCGCUGCAGCGGGACCUCGGCUGCCUGGGGCAGCGGAGGCGCCACGCGCCUGCCGGGCCGCAGCCGCCCUGGCACUGGCUGCGACAACUGUCACGCCGUGGGCAGCUGUUAGUUCGUUACCUGGGCGUGUGCACUGAAGCACCAAAGCGCACCUUUCACCUGUCGGCCUUUCGCCACCCUCGGCGCCUGCUGCUCUCACUGCGCUGGGAGGCCGCCUUUGCUAUGGGAGCCCUGGACCGGGCUGCCCCCAGCCCCAAUGUGCCUGGUGGCCAAGGCUCCAGCUCCAGUCAUUUUCCCCAUAAACGUCGGGUGCUGAACAGCAACCCUCUGCACCUCCAGGUGGUGAACAGCCCGAAGCCCACCGUUCCAGAGAUGGGCCUGCUGCUGGUUGGGCUACAGCUCUGGAAUGCCCAGUGGGAUCCGCUAGCAGGGGCCUUGCAGGACGGCCCCUCCAGCCAGCCCAGCCUUCUGCCUCCAGUCAGCGUCAGCGUUCAGGCCAGGGGCACCAAUGACCUGCCACCCCCUGCAGGCCUGGCUGUAUAUUCCUGUCCUGUGUACUUGGAAGGGUCCCCGGGCACUGCUAGGCUGCACAGCAGGAAUAUCCUGGUGCAUCUGCCCCUGCCCACCAAGCUCAGCCCCACCAUCUGUGUUCAACGGAGAGUCCAUGUGUGUAGCCCACCCCUGACCUGAGCCUUAAACCAAACUAAAGGUGGAGUGAUCCAAUGAAAGAGUUCUGAGA
Molecule: messenger RNA, 14456 nt
Organism: Miniopterus natalensis
Lineage: Eukaryota; Metazoa; Chordata; Mammalia; Chiroptera; Miniopteridae
Source: RefSeq, a predicted model, not a curated record